Owenia fusiformis is the source of this 480-nucleotide messenger RNA. The record is from the annotation of a GenBank genome assembly. NCBI's taxonomy places the organism in Eukaryota, Metazoa, Annelida, Polychaeta, Sabellida, Oweniidae.
GGGAAAAUGUUCUGCAGAAAUGGACAAUGCCUGGUGGCAGUGCAAAUUGUUCAAUGCCGUCUGAGCUGCUAUGGACCAAACCUAGAAAGACCUGAUCACAUAAGACCAGGAUCCAUUGUAAAUGUCACCUAUCAUUGUGACUUUGUACGCAGAGGGCAGUUUGGACAUCAGAAUCUAACAGCUAGGAUCAGAUAUGACAAAAAAGAUUUACUUGGCAAAAUCCGGGGUCUAUCACCAUUAAUAUUCAGUGGGUACCUUACCAAAGUGGCCAAGAAGGGAGAGUUCACUGCCAAUAUUGCAGCAGUAAUGAAGCCAUGUGUAAACUUAAAGCCAUCCUGUCAGGCUAACAGACACUGUUACUUAUAUGCUGGUCAAAAGUAGUAACAUCAACUCAGAAUAUCCACUCGAUAGUAUAAUUAACCUUGACCAAAGAUUGUACUUUAUGAUCUAUCUGAAUAAAAUCACAUUGCAUUGAACAUA